Molecule: messenger RNA, 1293 nt
Organism: Suillus subaureus
Lineage: Eukaryota; Fungi; Basidiomycota; Agaricomycetes; Boletales; Suillaceae
Product: WD40-repeat-containing domain protein
Exons: 5
Coding region: 1-1293 (430 amino acids)
Molecular function (GO): protein binding
Source: RefSeq, a predicted model, not a curated record
AUGACAAGCAUCAAAAGGGCAAGACUUGCGAACUCGCCAAAAGAAAACAAGAAAGUACAAGUUGUACAACUGCCUCCCCAAAGCGACCACCUUCUCGUAUCCUCUACGAAAGGCAAACAAAAAACGAAACAAUCUACGAAACUUCUCUCAACCUGCUUCAAGAUAGUCGCUGGGUCCUACGAAAGACUGCUGUACGGCCUUGACGGAUCUGUCUCGCUUAAUGAGACAAAUGAUAGCUACAAGUUCGAGCUGCGACCAACCUUUCUAUUUCCUGCACACGUAUCGUGCAUCAAGGCCGUCGCUGCAUCUCCGAACGGCGGAAAAUGGCUUGCUACUGGGAGCGCGGAUGAAGUCAUAAAGGUCUGGGAUUUGCAUAGGAAAAAAGAGAUCGGCGGGCUCAUGCACCACGAAGGGUCCAUAACACAACUUCACUUCCCCUCCCGCUCGCAUCUUCUCUCAGCGUCUGAAGACGGUACAUUAUGCCUCUUCCGUGCACGCGACUGGGUCGUGCUUCGCGCCCUCAAAGGUCACAAAGGACGAGUUAACUCUAUGGCGGUCCAUCCAUCUAACAAAGUCGCGCUAAGUGUAGGCAACGAUAAUACAUUGCGCAUGUGGGAUCUUAUGCGGGGGAAGGGAUCUGCUAGCACAAAGCUGGGGAAGGAGGGGGAAGUCGUGCGGUGGUCAACGACGGGCUCGUCGUUCGUCGUGCAAUCUCACAACACGAUCGAUAUAUUCACAGUUGACAUGGUUCUUCGUCACACAAUCACGCAUCCAUCCCGAAUACAUACAGUUCGAUUUAGUAACCGAGUAAAUGGCUCCGGAGAAUUAUUACUUGUUGGCGCAGAAGAUAAAAAAUUGUCGAUUUACGACAUGCCAGAUGGCCCAGAAAAGAUGCCCGUCGUCAUUGCAGAAAUCAUCGGACAUUCCAAUCGCAUAAAAGCAGUCGAGAGCCUUCCUCUUGCACUACCCCGUUCAACGAAGGCAAAUGCACUCCUCUCGACCAUCAUCCUGUGCACCGUCUCAUCUGACGGUAAAAUUCACCUUUAUGACCUGGCUCUGCUGCCCGCCGAUCAAAAAGCUGGAAGUGAAGUACUGCAGAUAUCACCUGUGGCUGAGUACGAUACAAAAGGCACGCGGCUGACAUGCGUGACCAUCGCGGACGGCGAGGCUCUUGAGCAUGCCCAGAGUGUGAAUGGGAAGCGGAAGCGGGGAGAUGAAGACAGCGAACAGGAAGAUGAGGAUGAAGGAUGGGGAGGUCAUGAACGAGAAGCAGAGCACGAUGAAAGUGGGUGA